Molecule: messenger RNA, 1123 nt
Organism: Gymnogyps californianus (California condor)
Lineage: Eukaryota; Metazoa; Chordata; Aves; Accipitriformes; Cathartidae
Gene: CHCHD1
Product: coiled-coil-helix-coiled-coil-helix domain containing 1
Exons: 3
Coding region: 1-375 (124 amino acids)
Biological process (GO): mitochondrial translation
Cellular component (GO): mitochondrion; nucleoplasm; mitochondrial ribosome
Molecular function (GO): RNA binding
Source: RefSeq, a predicted model, not a curated record
AUGGCGGCGCCCGUCUACCCGGCCUGGGUCACCCGCUGGGUCUCCGGGCAGUGGCGGCAGAAGAAGCGGCCCCCGGUUAUCCGCCCGACCCGGCCGCUGGUGCUGGCCAACAAGGUAGCGAACCGCAGAGAGCAGGCGGGAGAGGCGACAUGCAUUACGGAGAUGUCAGUAAUGAUGGCCUGCUGGAAACAGAAUGACUUCAACGAUACAGCUUGUGCCGAGGAGAUCCGGAUGUUCUAUGACUGCGUGGCAAAGGCAGAAAAGGAGCGCCAGGCUAAAAAUGAGGAGAACACUCUGUCACCCAAGGGAAACUUAACUUCAAGCAAAGUGAACAAGCUCCUGAGGAGGUUUCCUCAGAUCACGCGUUAUGUAUAAUGUGCUUUACUAAAGGGACUGUGGACAAGCAAUUAAAGUUGGAGUCUUUGGCAAAAAACUGAAAAGUAGACUUGAGUGAGUGUUUGACAUCAAGUGGUAUCUGUCAGCACUGCUGUAUGGAUCUUGACCGCACCUCUGUUUCCAGAGCGAAAAACACCCAUCUUGACCAUCAGCUGACUUUGUUCAUGAGGUUCUUGGGUCUUGCAGUCCUAGGAUUUCUGCAGUGUGUUGUUCAACUAGCCACAGUGUAGAGUCACGUCCUCACUGUGAAAUAAAAUCCUCUAGGAAUGCAUGUAAAUGCCUUUUCUAACAGGGGGUGAUUUAUCCUCAUGUAUAAGCGUCCUUCCUAACUUCUGAGCUGCUAUCAAAAGGUGCUCAGGCCCAGACAUUGAGCCAACUUAAAAUUGAUAGUAAUCUCAUGACUUGUACUCCUACAUGUAUGUAUACACAAUUUCGUUCCUCUUGAAAUUUUUUUAAUUCCUGCUGCUGUACAAGAAGGCUGUAGAACGAGGAAGAAGUCUCCAGCAAAAUACUUUGUUAAUACACAAUACAUUGGUAAGGAUCAAAUACAACUUCAACGCAGAAGCUUAUGAUUUAGGCCCUCUGAUUUGCAGGUGGGACAGGUAUGCUGCCAUGUCUGAUCGAUUAUGUUGUCUAUACUAUAGUAAAAUAAUGCAAGACUGUUGUUUGGCUUGAGCAACUCAUAAUCUACAACAAAAUGUUCCAUUGUUUUGGUAAAAAAACUAAA